Messenger RNA from Conger conger (European conger), 1037 nucleotides. RefSeq names its product HOATZ cilia and flagella associated protein (gene hoatz). The transcript is spliced from 6 exons. NCBI's taxonomy places the organism in Eukaryota, Metazoa, Chordata, Actinopteri, Anguilliformes, Congridae. The coding region runs from base 6 to 497 and encodes 163 amino acids. Gene Ontology annotation, biological process: cilium assembly. The record is from RefSeq and is a predicted model, not a curated record.
CAAAAAUGUCUGAGACCAUGGAGAGGAACGGUUUGGAACCUGCGGAUUUAGACAAUUAUUUUACCGUUUUUGCUGGAUCCCCACAAGAAGAUGUGUCAUACGCCAAGGUCUUCUGGAGUUCUGUCACUCUGCAACCGCCCCUGGAGUCGCGCCUGGUUUCGGGCGACAUUAGUCAGAGGUUGAAAGUAGCCGGGAACCCUCAGCAUUAUGUGAGUACAGGCCACGGACCCCCUAUCCUGGACACAAAAUGUGAGGAGAACCUCCAGGCAGCGUAUCUGAAGCAACGGGCAGAUGAAAAGAAGAUAUACCUGCAGAUGGCCAAACACCGAGACGAGGUCAUCGCCCUUCUCAGACGACAGAGGGAGGAGCGGAUCAAGAAGGAGAUGAUAUCCCUGCCAUAUAAACCAAACAAGGGCAAUGUCGAAAAGAGCCCACCCCCACUCAAACUCCCAGAAGACAUCCAGCAGGACAUGGAGGAUGUUCGAGGACUGGACUAGUGACUUUGGUGUGACUGAGGAGUACGUUGCCGGCCCACUGGUGAACAACACUGGGGGCAACACUCGCGAAGCACUGCAAGAUAACUGAAGAAAAGCGAAAGCAUUCGAAAUUAGCAUAGUGUGAGCCAGUGGACAAGACGAAAACAACAACGGUUUUCAGAGGUUCCUACCAAGACGCAACUUACUCACAGUUAAGAGACUGCCAUUUAGACGAAUGAAAUGGAGAUAAUGACAUUGUGCUUGAAAACAUCUAAUUUAAAUGGAGGCAGGCAGCUAUAGCCAGCUUGAUCAUCAGACCAACAACAAACAACAGUAUCGUUCUGCAUGACUGCAGGCUCAAUUACAAUGCCGAAAGUUGAAUUUGGCUGGCACCCACUUAUGAGUUGGCAAGGUACAGUGCUAAAAACAAAAGGCCAUCCAGAUGCACAAAGUUAUUAGCCCAUGAUUGCAGGCAUUUCUCUGUGGUUUAUUCUGCACAAGAAAGGACUUUUGUUAUUUUCUAAAUAUCCUAACUGAUUUGCUUUAACUUAUGUUGAUCUA